Eremothecium sinecaudum is the source of this 666-nucleotide messenger RNA. It is a transcript of the gene SVP26, whose product is annotated as Svp26p. The coding region runs from base 1 to 666 and encodes 221 amino acids. NCBI's taxonomy places the organism in Eukaryota, Fungi, Ascomycota, Saccharomycetes, Saccharomycetales, Saccharomycetaceae. Gene Ontology annotation, biological process: endoplasmic reticulum to Golgi vesicle-mediated transport. The record is from RefSeq and is a predicted model, not a curated record. Gene Ontology annotation, molecular function: COPII receptor activity. The transcript has a single exon. Gene Ontology annotation, cellular component: COPII-coated ER to Golgi transport vesicle; Golgi membrane; endoplasmic reticulum membrane.
AUGUUCCUCCAGCUAUUAGCCCUAUGUGGGACUAUUUUAGGUUUCCUUUUCUUAACUUUAUCCAUUGCAUCUGGCUUGUACUACUUAAGUGAAUUAAUAGAGGAAUAUUCUGAACCUACUAGGAGAUUUUUAACAAAGGCCAUAUAUGUGAUAGUCGGAUUACACGUACUACUCCUAUUUGACGGCUUCCCAAUUCUAUUAACAUUUUUCUCGAUAGCGUCUUAUUUUAUACACUACCAGAAUUUAAAACAAUUCCCAUUUGUAUCGUUGAGCAGCCCAACGUUCAUUUGCACUUGCAUACUAGUCGCUUUAAACCACUAUUUCUGGCUUAGACACUUCAAUGAUGUUGAAAUUCCACCCCAGUACUUAAGUGAUCCAAUGUAUAUGCCGCGGAAGAAGGCAUCAUUUACUGAGGUUACGUCGUUUUUUGCCAUAUGUAUAUGGUUUAUACCAUUCUCAUUAUUUGUAUCAUUAUCUGCAGGUGAAAAUAUCCUGCCUACGACUAUGGGAAAGAAAAAUGAUGACUACGAUUCUAGUAAUAUGAUGAGAAGGAAGGCUAGUAGUUUAGUAAAGGUUAUAAUUGACUCUGUUCGAGAAUACUUUAGCAAGAUUGCUAGUGUAGUCGGUAUACGAAGUCAUCGUACACAAGAUCAUCUAACAUUAUAA